Messenger RNA from Suillus fuscotomentosus, 590 nucleotides. RefSeq lists its product as uncharacterized. The transcript has 5 exons. The record is from RefSeq and is a predicted model, not a curated record. Lineage: Eukaryota; Fungi; Basidiomycota; Agaricomycetes; Boletales; Suillaceae. Bases 55 to 306 code for a protein of 83 amino acids.
GCACCAUUAACUUGCCUCCGGGCCUUACUUGAUAACUCGCCAAUAUCACACACAAUGAGUUUUCCGUGGUUCAGAAUGACAUUGCUAGGAGGCGGUCUGAUGGGCCUGGGUUACCUUUUGAUGAGCGCGACCGUACCUACACCUGAACAGACAUAUGCCGCGAUGUCACCUGAUCUGCGGCGAAAGGUCGAUGCAAACCGCGCAGCCAGACUCCUUCAAGAGCAGACCAUAAAGCGUCAGAUAGAUGCUCAGAACGAUCCAGAUGCAGGAAAACCCAUUUGGGCCGACCAACAAAAUCGUCGAUAGUGAUCGGUAUCUCUGUUUAGCGCUCUCUUUUUCUUACUGGACAGUAUGUGUUUACUGCGUAAUUUGUAAUGUCGGUGCCGCUCGACAGGUUCCCCCGCCGUGAGACGGUAGCACACAUGCAGAUCAGAAUUGUGACCAGUCAAUGUGUAAUUGCACCCGUUCAUGAACGCAAUAGUGAGAAACAUCUCACCAUUGUCACUCCUCCGCGGAUACACAGAUGAAGCGAGAUAUACGCCAUCACCGAGUUUGGGCCACAUGACACUCAUCUUCCACGAAGUUUGAUC